Molecule: messenger RNA, 1701 nt
Organism: Geosmithia morbida
Lineage: Eukaryota; Fungi; Ascomycota; Sordariomycetes; Hypocreales; Bionectriaceae
Product: Ferric reductase NAD binding domain
Exons: 2
Coding region: 1-1701 (566 amino acids)
Biological process (GO): intracellular iron ion homeostasis; iron ion transport; copper ion import
Cellular component (GO): plasma membrane
Molecular function (GO): ferric-chelate reductase activity
Source: RefSeq, a predicted model, not a curated record
AUGUCUUGGCCGUAUGAAUUUAUUCUCGACCUCUCCCCUGAGGAUAAGCAGCUCCGUCGAGAAUCCAUAGCCUUUUACGCCCUCGUGGCGCACUCCUCUGCCUUUGCGCCGGCCCUCGCCUACCUGCUCUUCCGGCUGGGCCUGACGCUGUACACGCGCGUCAGGGGCCCGGCCAGCUAUCAGUUCGUACCCGGAUCACCCGUCGCAAAGGCUAGGCAGGCCACGUCCCUGGGGGGGUUGGAAGCGCGAUGGGUCAGGCUGGCGUGGUGGAUGAGCGAUCCCGUGUACCUGUUUGGUGUGCAUUACGGUCAUAGGGAUGAGUGGAUCCUCGGCUCAGGGUGGGCAGCUUGGAUGCUGCUGCUCUGUGUGCUUGGGACUGGCAGAGACUAUCUUCAUCUGACCAAAAGAUUUGGCCUUGUUGCCGUCUCUCAGAUGCCCAUCCAAUAUCUCCUGUCUCUCAAGAACCUCAACCCUUUUUGCUGGGUCUUUGGCUCAUCGCAUGAGCAGGUCAAUCGCUAUCACCGUGUGCUGGGGCACAUCAUUUUUGCUCUGGUCGAGCUGCAUGUCAUCUUUUACAACAUCUUCCUCAUCUCGGCUGGGAAAUGGACCUCGCGAUUCUUCGCUCCCGAUGUCUUCGCUGGCGUUGUCGCCUCGCUCGCCAUGACCUCUCUCUGCACUACGGCCCUGUCCGUCUUGCGGAACUACUCGUAUCGCCUAUUCUUCAUCGUCCACGUCAUCGCCGCCCUGGUUAUCCCGCCACUCAUCUGGUUCCAUGCCCACUCAGCUCGUCUCUAUCUCGUUGAGGCCCUCGCCGUCUUUCUGAUCGAUCUCGUCGUUCGGAGGAUCACAACCAUUACCUCUCCGGCCACGGUGGAGGUGGUGCCCGGAACCGACCUUAUCAAGAUCGAGGCCAAUCUGCCACCUGCAACGCUCGCCAAGUACCAGGCCAGCCCGGGAUCACACGUCUAUCUCAGCCUUCCUGCCGAGAGUCGGCCGUCGCAGAACCUCACGUCGAAGUCCUCUCUUCUGUACGAGUUCAUCUACAACCCAUUCACCGUCGCAUCGACAAACAGCGAUACCAAUACCAUCACCCUCGUCGUGAGGAAUCAGGCUGGUCCCCUGACCAACCGUCUCAACAUGCUCUCGGCCUCGGACGCGACGGUGCAGUUGAAUGUGCUGGGACCCUACGGCGCAGUGAGCAAAUCGAUCUCGAACAUACUCAACGGGGGCUUCGACAGCGUCCUCCUGUUUGCCGGCGGCGUCGGUGCCACCUUUGCACUGCCCAUAUACCGGGCCAUCCUGCACGAAGCGCCCUCGACGCGCGUCAGACUCAUCUGGGCCAUCCGCUCCGCCGCCGAAGCCACCUGGGCCACGGCGUCGGUGAGCGGAGACGCAGCGGGAGACUCGGUCCUCGCCGACGAUAACGUGCAGCUCUUCCUGACGGGUGACAUGGGUGUCCAUGAGGGUGGGCGUGGAGGAGGAGAAGGCUUGGAGAUGAGCGACAUGCGCGGGGGUGGCAACCACAAGAGACCCAAUAUUGGCGGUAUAGUCGACGACACGUUUCGCACGGGCAUGCACGACAGCGUGGCCGUCAUGGUGUGCGGGCCUGCCGACAUGGCAAGGAAUGUGAGGACGAGUCUCAAGGUGUGGGUGAAUAAAGGACGUAGAGUGUGGUGGCAUGAUGAGACGUUUGGAUGGUAA